UAAAAAUACUUUACAAUGUGUUUUUGUCCCAGGAUCUUAGUGCAGAUCUGUAAGACUCAGGCGUUUCAGAAACUGAACCCGGCUGAGUUUGAGUUACACGACGAGGUCAGCGACGCCAUACUGACAGGCACAGAGGAGUGGUUCAACAUCCAGAAGGGUCUGAAUCAGCCCAUGACGAAGGAUCUGUCAGAGAUCGUGAGCGCCCUCUCCAGGCUGAUCGCAGAAGUUCAGGAGGACAUUAAACACAACAAGGACGCCUGGAACAGAGUGUUUGUCAG
This is a messenger RNA of Notothenia coriiceps (black rockcod), 278 nucleotides long. Its product is annotated as protein unc-13 homolog D-like. The record is from RefSeq and is a predicted model, not a curated record. Gene Ontology annotation, biological process: secretion. Lineage: Eukaryota; Metazoa; Chordata; Actinopteri; Perciformes; Nototheniidae. Gene Ontology annotation, cellular component: exocytic vesicle. The annotation marks the transcript as partial. The transcript is spliced from 3 exons.